CGGAUUUCAUGCAGACAUAUGCACUUGACAAUGGAGCUACAUUUCCACCUUCAUGUCUGUUUUGACGGGUCCGUCUAUUGAAUAUUUUCGAACAAAACAGAAUAAAACGCACACCACAAGUAUUAAAUGAACUUACACCAUCGGCAACCAAGAGCUCUAUCUAAAGAAUUAUGGACUUUUGUUUAAAAAAAGCUUGUUUGUAGAAGUCAAACACUUAAGAAAUGUAAUCUUCCAAUACAUUCAGCACUUAUAACAUUCAAACAGAGUUGCUGUAUGAUUUGGAACUCAAUCCUAUUUAAUCAUUUGAUUUUAUUUAAAGCUUUUAAUUCGGAACAAAACAUGGGAAUCUUAACAGAAAAAAGAUAAAAAUCAAAACAGCAAUAUACAUUUUUUAGUCAUGAACCCUCCAUCCUUUUGAUCUCGACAAGAAGAACUUAAAGAAAAGAUAAGAUAAGAAAUAGCACUUAGCACAUAUAAUAUAAGUAUGACAAUAAAAAAACUUGUGACUAGCAGCUUCUAUUCUACCUUUACAGCAGUAUUUUUGUUCAUGAAUCGCCAUGCUUUUAUUGUUACUGAAUAUUAAAUGCGAUAUGAAUAGUCGUUAUUUAUUUGAGUUUAUAUGAUUAUACUUAUAUAAUUAUGUUGCUACUUUAUUGAACAUCCCAAUUAUCUGAAACUUUGUGGACGCAAACAAAUUUUUAAAAGAGAAACCAUAAUGCAAAAGUACCAUGAGUAAUAUAGGACGUAAUAAUUGUUUUCCUUACAUAUUCCACAUUUUUAGUAAAUGAUUUUUUCCUUAUUGCUUAUUUGUAAUUUUUUGACGGAAAUUAUUAACAUUAACACUUAUAAGUUACUUACAUCAUGGAAAACAAUUUCAAAAUGAUGAUCAUUCUUUUCUCAAUAGAAGCAUGUGUGUCUUCCAAGAAUAAUACAACAAUUUACGUAUGUGUUGGAGAAGACGUUACAUUGCCAUGUCCCCCAGCUGAUAUCAGUAAAACGGUUAGUUGGUUCAGGAAAAAUGUGUCCAAGAAUCCUAUAAUAACGUUGUACCAAGGGCUUAGAGGAAAAGACAACCAUUUGCCAUCAAACAUUGCGGUCGAUGUUACUGAGGAAAAAGGAGAAUCUAAUUUGACGAUAAAUAACUUCACUAAAGCUGAUACUGGAUCCUACCAAUGCUUGCAUGACAAGAGUCUAACUUCAUGGGUGUUCUAUCUUAUAGUGAAAGAUCAUAGGCAGGACAAUUUGGGAAGCCAAACCAACAGUAAAACUAUGGCUAGUACUAGUAAUGUUUCUACAUACAAAACAGAUCUAGAAAGUGGUAAUAUAUGUGCCUGUCGUGGAAAUCCAUAUAAUUGUGAAAACACAACUAGUUUAAGUUAUGUUUCUGAAGGAACGACAGGUGUUUUUAAAUCAGGUGAACGUUCAGAUGUAAACGAUGAUGAUGUCACAAACAUGAUGUGGUGGUAUGUAAUGUGCUGUGGGUUAGUCGCUGCUGGAUUUGCAAUUGUAUCUUGUAAAUAUUCAACACUUGAAAAAGGAAGGAAAGGUGACAGUAGACCAAGAAAGGAAAUCAUAGUGGUUUAACGAGAAUAUAUAACAUCUUUUAUGAAGAUGAUUUAUCAACAGCUGCUACUAACGAAUGUUCAAACAAUAAAAGAUGGUUGUGUACGGACCAUUUCAAUCUAUUUCCUAUAAACGCGUAGGCAAAUAAAGUACUAAAAUAAAAUGAUCAUCCAGGCUGUAUCUUUAAAUACACAGAUUUUAAAAACAAACAAUAGUAUCUGAAAUAUCAAAUAACAAAUGUAAAUCAUAAAUAAAU
Messenger RNA from Mytilus californianus (California mussel), 1819 nucleotides. RefSeq lists its product as uncharacterized. The transcript is spliced from 8 exons. The record is from RefSeq and is a predicted model, not a curated record. Bases 862 to 1584 code for a protein of 240 amino acids. Lineage: Eukaryota; Metazoa; Mollusca; Bivalvia; Mytilida; Mytilidae.